AUGGACGAUUUUGGUAUUAGAGAAGAGAUUGAGAUUUAUAUCUCAUAUAAGUACAAUACAACUCUAUGCAGUUUGCUACUUCGUCGAGAGUGCUGUUCGUCUAGCAAUGCAGAAUUUGUAAAGGUUGGCCUGAGGGAAUUGGAGCAAUGGUGCUCCAGAACAACAGAAGAGUAUGCUGGAACCUCAUGGGAAGAACUUCAACACAUAAGACAGGCAGUUGGAUUUCUGGUUUCACAUCAGAAGUCCCAAAAAUCCUUGCAGGAGUUAACAGAGGAACUCUGCCUAGACUUGACUGUCCCUCAAAUCUAUAGAAUCGGUACCAUGUUUUGGGAUGACAAGUAUGGCACGCAUGGACUAUCUCAGGAGGUGAUUACGAAGAUGAAAAUCAUGAUGACAGACGGCACACUAAACAUCACAAACAACACUUUCUUGCUGGACGACAACUCGAGCAUACCAUUCUCUGUCGAGGAGAUAUCUCGAUCGAUGGCCGAUAUCUGCCUCCCCAACGUGGACCCGCCGCCGCCGCCACCGCCACUUCUUCAGCAAAACUCAGCGCUGCGCCUCUUGUUGGAACCGCACAAAGAUUAG
Molecule: messenger RNA, 588 nt
Organism: Zingiber officinale
Lineage: Eukaryota; Viridiplantae; Streptophyta; Magnoliopsida; Zingiberales; Zingiberaceae
Product: myosin-11-like
Exons: 6
Coding region: 1-588 (195 amino acids)
Source: RefSeq, a predicted model, not a curated record